Molecule: messenger RNA, 2358 nt
Organism: Pangasianodon hypophthalmus (striped catfish)
Lineage: Eukaryota; Metazoa; Chordata; Actinopteri; Siluriformes; Pangasiidae
Product: sphingomyelin synthase-related protein 1
Exons: 6
Coding region: 140-1381 (413 amino acids)
Biological process (GO): ceramide biosynthetic process
Cellular component (GO): endoplasmic reticulum membrane; Golgi membrane
Molecular function (GO): ceramide cholinephosphotransferase activity; sphingomyelin synthase activity; protein binding
Source: RefSeq, a predicted model, not a curated record
CCCAGACGUGAACUGUGACGCACUUCCUGUUUACAUGCAGUGGCGUGGCUUGUGGCAGCAUGGCAGUGACUCACACAGAUACUAGUGAUUCAGCUUCAGAGCUCACAGUGAGGCUUCCUAAUCACAUCACUGGGAAGGUAUGGUGACGGGUGCUGGGGUUGAGGGCUGGAGCAUUAAGGAGGUGGCUCUCUGGCUCAGAGAGCAGGGCUUCAGUGAAUACGUGGAGGUGCUUUGCACUAAGCACCGUGUGGACGGAGCCGCAUUGUUGUGUCUAACAGAACAUGACCUGCGAUCCCCACCCCUGCAGCUCCCGAGGCUCGGAGACAUCAAGAGGCUCGCACUUGCCCUGCGAGGGCUUCAGAGACAACACACACACUUACACACUCCACUCAGUGACUUUGGCUCAAAUGGUGUGUUUCUCUCACAUACCUCAGGAUCAAAACGCUGUUUAUGGAAUGGCAGCAUAGACAAAAACCACCCACAGUAUAAUGGGAUCGGCAUGGCGGUGUGGGAGGAGCAUUGUCACGGUUACACAAAUGGGAAAUGUAAGAAGGACUACGGCUACCUGGAUCCAGAGGGAUGGAAGACAGCUCUGAGCUCUGUCUACGUGAUGCUUGUGUUUGGCAUCACCUCCUUUGUCAUGGUGCUGGUGCAUGAGAGGGUGCCUGACAUGCGAACCUACCCACCUCUGCCUGAUAUAUUCCUCGACAGUGUACCUAGAAUUCCCUGGGCUUUUGCCAUGGCUGAGGCCUGUGCUCUCGUCCUGUGUUACAUAUUACUGCUAAUACUGCUGCUGCACAAACACAGAUCUAUUCUCUUUCGCAGAUUCUGUAGUUUAACAGGGACCGUGUUCCUGCUUCGCUGUGUCACCAUGUUCGUCACCUCCCUGUCUGUCCCUGGACAUCAUCUGCAGUGCUCAGGAAAGAUGUACGGUGAUAUCUGGGCAAAACUCCUGCGCGCAUUAGAGAUUUGGAGCGGCUUUGGCAUGUCCCUGACAGGGGUACACACGUGUGGAGAUUACAUGUUCAGCGGACACACAGUGGUUCUCACCAUGCUCAACUUCUUCGUCACAGAGUACACUCCACGUAACUGGCACAUUUUGCACACGCUGGCAUGGGUGCUGAACCUGUUUGGGAUCUUCUUCAUCCUGGCUGCUCAUGAGCACUACUCCAUUGACGUUUUCAUCGCCUUCUACAUCACCACUCGGUUGUUCUUGUACUACCACACGCUGGCCAACACGCGGGCGUACCAGCACAGCCGCCGAGCUCGCAUCUGGUUUCCCAUGUUCUCCUUCUUCGAGUGCAACAUCAACGGUCCCAUCCCCAACGAGUACUGCUGGCCCUUCUCCAGGCCUGCCUUCAUGAAAACACUCAUUGGCUAGAAAGAAAGUGUGUGUGUCACAGUUAGACUGUCUUGAUUGGUUGGCCGAUGGAUUUAGAUUGUUAAGGAGAAUAAUAUAUUUAUUCAGUGGUUCUUCUUUAGGAUGAAUGGCAGCAUUUGGUACUUUGCUGUCAGCUGAAGAGAAUCUUUUGUGUUGUGGACUAAAACACUAAUCUUGUUCUAGUCAGUACCAACUGGGCACAUUCCUAUGAAGGAGAACCGAAGUCCAGGGUUCUUUCUUAUCUCAUUUGGUAAUAAAUAUUUACAGUAGAACUGAAGAGCUGGCUAAAGAUGUAGCAUCGCACAUUACAGUACACUGACACUGAAACUCACAGUAGUUGGCUAAGAUGUGUUCAGCGCUGCACAAUAUCAGUUUUUUUAAUGUAUGCUUUUUUUUUUAAUGUAAAUGAUCUAACAAAAGUCUGUUGUUUACAGUGAUGGUGUGAGAAGUUUAAACUCCAGCAUGGUUUCAGCUUUUGUAUUCAAAAUCCUGGCUGUGAAUUUGAAGGAUUGCAUUUCUCCAUCUUCUCAGAGUAGCAGUGCUACUUUUUACAGAUAUCCUAAAAUCACAGAGGGUAGCUGUACUUAUUGUGGCUUUAAUAUAAAACAGUGGAGUCUCCACAACCUUUUUUCCCCAGAAGUAUUACCAAGUACAAUGCACAUAGUGAUGUUGUUACUCAAUGAGAAAGCUCAGGGUUUAAAAAAAAAAAAAAAAAGACAAAAAAAUCAACUCCCAGCUCCGUUUGUUUCACUGCACCCUGUUCAAACUGGAUGGUGUUUGACUCUUGACUGUUAGAAAGGCUGUUUCUAGUAGUCUGCUCUCUUUCUGUGACAUGCAAAUGGUUCUAUAUGUAGUAAUAAGUUCAGUUUUAUAUAUAAUUUUGAAUGAUCAUGUGCAGGACUCAUAGGAUGAUCAUGUGUGAGAGAAAGAUAAGAACAAAAAAAAAUGCUACAUUAAUAAAUAUUUCUAACACUGUA